Molecule: messenger RNA, 555 nt
Organism: Hibiscus syriacus
Lineage: Eukaryota; Viridiplantae; Streptophyta; Magnoliopsida; Malvales; Malvaceae
Product: F-box/kelch-repeat protein SKIP11-like
Exons: 1
Coding region: 1-555 (184 amino acids)
Cellular component (GO): nucleus
Molecular function (GO): protein binding
Source: RefSeq, a predicted model, not a curated record
AUGUACAAUUCCGUGACUCAGAGGUGGGAGAGUCUCCCAAGCAUGAAUACCCCGAGGAAUCUGUGUAGUGGGGCAUUUAUGGAUAAGAAAUUCUAUGUACUUGAGGGAACUGGUGGAGUGGGGAAUGAUGCUACGGUUCUCACUUGUGGGGAGGAGUAUGAUUUAGAGUUAAAAAUGUGGACUCGAAUUCCUAACAUGUCUCCUCCAAGGAAUGGGACAGAUGGGCAGGCUGAGAUGCCUGCGGCAGCUGGGGCACCCCCUCUGGUUGCCGUAGUAGUAAACAACCAACUUUAUGCGACCGAUCAUGCUGACAUGGCAGUAAGAAAGUAUGACGAGGCGAGAAAUUCAUGGUUUACUAUCGGAAGGUUUCCCAAAAGAGCGGUUUCAAUGAAUGGUUGGGGUCUUGCGUUCAGAGCAUGCGGUGAUCGCCUUAUAGUGAUCGGCAGUCCUACCGCCUCAGGUCUAAGUUUUAUAGAGCUCAAUUCGUGGGUUCCGAGAGAAGGGCAUCCACAAUGGGACUUACUAUCCAGAAAGCGAUUGGGUAACUGUCUAUAA